Messenger RNA from Micropterus salmoides (largemouth bass), 1865 nucleotides. Its product is annotated as transmembrane protein 272-like. The record is from RefSeq and is a predicted model, not a curated record. Lineage: Eukaryota; Metazoa; Chordata; Actinopteri; Centrarchiformes; Centrarchidae. The coding region runs from base 136 to 849 and encodes 237 amino acids. The transcript is spliced from 4 exons.
UCUAACAGAUUCAAUAGAUGACAGACGGUGAGAAAUCUGACUCUUUAUUUGAGCUCAUAAACAAGCCAGUGGCUCUCUUGCAGCGUGUCUUGCAGCGUGUUUACCUCCUUCUCUCCCACAGCCAACUGUGUCAGGAUGUCAGGGAACCUCCUGGGGAACUGUUUAUGUAGCUUGCUUGGCGCAGGUGUGUUUAUUGCAGGAUGCACCAUUCUCCUCAUAACAGCCUUCCCAGUUAUGCAGAUCGCUUUAGGUGCAGCGUACAUGUACGAGUGUCCAGCAGCACCAGUCAUCCCAGUGUAUGUGAUGGUGUGUGGGAUCAUGGCCCUGCUGAUGAUGGGCCUGUUUGCUUUGUCAAAACUCUGUCCAGAAGCACCGGGCAACAAGAUCUGGAGUCUGUGGAUCCUCAGCCUGGUCCUGUUCUUCCUCAUCUGGUUCCUCUAUGGCAGUUACCAGGUUUAUUCUGUGUAUCCACCCAGCUACGUCAAGGAUACCAUCGACCCAAACAGCUUCAAUAGCAGCCUCUACACUCCCACUGCACCUGACAACAAGCCCGGCCUCACCACGGAGAACCAGAACCAGAGUAUUCUCCACCAGACCGGUGGAUCGAUCAGUGUCAACCAGACUUUAAGGAAGCUGGUUGAAACAUUGGCCUUCAGCAACAUCAGCAGUCAAAUACACAGAGAACGCCUGAACAAUGCAGUGCCGUACUGUGACAGGACUGUGUACCUCUUUGCUUUCUGGACCACCACGCUGCUCUAUGUGUUCACAGCAAAUGCCCUGGGGAUGAUCAUCUGUUUAUACGGUGUCAUGAAAAUUACUGAUAAGUUUAUAAAACUCCUUGGUAUGUGAACUGAGCUGCAGAGACGUUUAAACUGUCACUCUGUGGUGGGUUUGUAGAAAGGAGUUGGCUCAGUCAUCUUUUGGCUGAGUGAAUAAAUAAGUAAGCUUUGUAAUGAAAUGUUGGGACUUUGUCUGUAAAUACAGUGUGAAGGUCACUCAUAAUUCUGAAUAAGACCCAGUACAAAGCCCCUGUCAUCUCUCCUCUUUUAAUAAUCCUGUUGUAACAACUACUUUAAAGAUCUGUGAUUCUCGAAUGAUGGGAAAUGUAUUAACAGGAGUUAUAAAAGAUUAUUCUUGGUUAUUUUCAUAUCUCUGUUUUCUAUUUUAACAGCAUAGAGAAAAACAUCCUUUUCUUUGUAUUAUAAAUACCCUGCUGUCCCUGAGGUAAAGGAGACCCACUGUGAGAUUUGAUGUGGUACCUGAUGGGAUAAGUUUCAGUUUGAGAUGAAUCCCUGCAUUUAGCAGUUUGGAAACUAUUUAACAUUAUUUAGUUGAUUUUGUUAGUGCUCUUCAAAGUCUCCAAUUUAUAUCUGAACAGAAAACCAAAAAAACUCUACAGUUAUAGCAACAUGUAUUCUGUUUUGAAUAUAAAUGUAUUUAUAUUUAAUAGUCAUUGUGUUUUUAUAUGUGUUUAUGUUCCUGGUCCCUUUCCUGUUCUGUAAAUUGUAUAUUUUUUGUAUGGCUUAAUAUAAAUUGGGCUUUAAUUUAGCUCCAUCUAGUGGAAAACACAUGGAAUUGCAAUAACAAACUGCAGUUUGCCGUUUCUAAGGAAUGCUCUAUGUGAACAUUUUCUGUUUGAGCACUUAGGCUCAGUGUGUGAAUGCAGAUGUAGUGUAAAAGCGCUUUGAGUGGUCGAAAAGACUGGAAAGGUGCUAUACAAAUACAGAGCAUUUACAUGUUCUCAUGUUAAUGUUAUUAAUUAACAUCUAUAUACAUUAUACCAUGUGAAAUGUAUUUUAUUAAUAACAAAUCAAAAUUAUUCUAAUUGUAUUAAUGUGCCAGUAAAUGUUAAAUUUUUAUAUAGA